CUUCUUCCCCUCAAAAUAUUUCCAAUUCACUCUCAAAAUUAAGCCAAUUAUGUCAAUGGCUAAAGUUUACCCUACCAAAUCAAACCUAAGUACAAUUUCUUCUUCUUCUUCUUCUUCUUCUUCUUCUUCUUCUAUUAAUUCCUCUAACUGUUAUGUGAGCCCAAGUAGAGAAAUAUUCACUUUGUGGAUGAAAUCUCUAGUCUACCAUGGAAAUGGAUGCACUGUUUAUGACUCAAAAGGCCAAAUUAUUUAUCGAAUUGACAACUACAACAUAAAACGUAGCAAAGAAGUCCAUCUCAUGGAUUCCAAUGGCAGAGUGCUCUUUUCUAUUCGAAAUAGGAAAGUUCCAGUUUUUGGCCAUUGGGAGGGCUAUAAAUGGAGUUAUGAUGGAGUGACUAGUAAGGAGAUACCGUGGUUUCAAGUGAAGAAAAUUCACAAUGUCCGUAGGGGAGAUAAUAUGAAUUACUAUAAUGUUAUAUUGGGAUGUAAUUCGGAAUCAAGUUGCUAUAACAUUAUCCUUGGCACAACAUCAAUUAAGAUUGUGAACCAACAUGGCAGACUUGUUGCAGAGGUAAAACAAAAACAAGCAAGUUCAGGAGUACUUUUCGGAAAUGAUGUAUUAACAUUGGUGGUGGAACCUCAUGUUGAUCACUCAUUAGUUAUGGCUCUUGUCACUGUUUGUGGUCUCAUCCAUCACAGAAUUUGAAUAUUAGUAUUAAAAACCUGUUUGGAUUGGCUUAAUUUAAGUGUUUUGAAGCACUUUUGUAGUGUUUGAAUAAGAUAAAAAAAAAAGUGCUUUUAAACACUUAUUUUCAAGUCAAAAUAAUAAAAAUAAGUCAAAGUUAUAAGUGCUUUAAGAGUCCUAGUUACUUUUUCUCUUCAAUAAUUGCAAUAUCCCUCUAUAGUAGAACUUGAUUAUAGUCUGUACUCUGUACUUUAAGGGAUGAGUUGCUUGGAUGUAAUCGUUUGAUGAAUAUCGAAGUGUACAAUCAAUUAUCUAUGUGUCAGGUUGGACAGUUUGAAUUA
Messenger RNA from Lycium ferocissimum, 1026 nucleotides. Its product is annotated as protein LURP-one-related 11-like. Bases 50 to 706 code for a protein of 218 amino acids. The transcript is spliced from 3 exons. The record is from RefSeq and is a predicted model, not a curated record. NCBI's taxonomy places the organism in Eukaryota, Viridiplantae, Streptophyta, Magnoliopsida, Solanales, Solanaceae.